CCAGAGUAACAUUAUUUGUGAAAAUCAAACGGACUAUAGAACACAAUAUCAUAGAGGAACUAUAAACUACUACAAUGCAGAUGAACUUGACGCUGUUCGUUGAUUUUAUCUUGGAUGUGAUAAUGCAGGUGUUCACCACACAGACGAACCAAACGAGUUUGAUAACAGCCACCUGGGAUCAUGCGAUCAAUUCCAAGGUCAAGCUACAGAGCGCCUUGACGAGUAAAUCCACAAUGAUAGAAGCUGAUGUUAUUACUGGUCAUUUGAUCGAUGAACCUCAAACAGAAGGAGAGAAAACUGACCGAAUACCAAUAAUGGGUCAUCCUCCUUCCAUAACUUCAGACUUGAGUCUUCAAGAAUUUUUAAACGCAUGGAACAAUUCUGAUAAAACUAUAAAGCUUGAUUUCAAAUCAACCGAAGCAUUUAAACUAGCCUCGCCAAUCAUUGAAAAUACUUAUAAAGAUUCGCCUCCAAACCGCCAACCUUGGUUGAAUGCAGAUAUCUUACCUGGUCCCGGUCCAGGAAAAAGUCCCGGAGUAGACGCAGACACUUUCCUGAGAAUAUCGUCAAAAAGUUUUCCUGAUUCAAUUUUAUCGUUAGGCUGGACUACUGAACGCAACGAUAAUGCCAAGUAUUCGGAGAAUCACAUAAACGACAUGGUAGACGUACUGUUUAAAAACAAAUACAUGAAACCUGUGACUUACGCGGUACGAGCGUCGUUUGCAGUCAAUUCGAUAUCGGAACUUCAAUAUCUGUUGGAGACGUCGCCGGUUGGCUCCACUCUAACCGUCUGGUGUAGUGACCCUAAGGAUAUCAUCAAUUAUCCAAAACUGGUACAGCUGAUAAAUACCGUUGGAAAAAAUCGAGUGUACCUGGAUUUACCUGAUGAAAUGUCUAAGGUUUUUUCCGAGAUGUAUUCAACGAGUAUUAAUAGUAUAGCGAGCAAUAAUGUUGGAAGCCAGUCUUUGUACCUGGCGUCAUUACUUGCGCUAAAAAACGUAUUCCUUUAAAACUUUUUCCAUAUCAAUUGGGUAAAAUAAAAAAACCGAUAGAAAAAAUACUGUAUGAUGUGUAAAUAAAUAAAUGUCUUUUGUUAUUUUAACA
This is a messenger RNA of Rhopalosiphum maidis (corn leaf aphid), 1104 nucleotides long. RefSeq names its product protein FAM151B. Bases 75 to 1010 code for a protein of 311 amino acids. The record is from RefSeq and is a predicted model, not a curated record. Lineage: Eukaryota; Metazoa; Arthropoda; Insecta; Hemiptera; Aphididae. The transcript has 6 exons.